Messenger RNA from Hansenula ciferrii, 1539 nucleotides. RefSeq names its product RNA-processing protein NOP58 (gene NOP58). NCBI's taxonomy places the organism in Eukaryota, Fungi, Ascomycota, Saccharomycetes, Phaffomycetales, Wickerhamomycetaceae. Gene Ontology annotation, cellular component: box C/D methylation guide snoRNP complex; small-subunit processome. Gene Ontology annotation, molecular function: snoRNA binding. Bases 1 to 1539 code for a protein of 512 amino acids. The record is from RefSeq and is a predicted model, not a curated record. The transcript has a single exon.
AUGGCUUUCGUCUUGACUGAAACCGCUGCUGGUUAUGCUUUAUUAAAAGCUUCAGAUAAAAAAAUUUAUAAAUCAUCAAGUUUAAUAACUGAUUUAAAUUCAAGUGAAAAAGUUUUAAAUCAAUUUAAAAUCUCUGCAUUUUCAAAAUUCAACUCAGCUGCUAAUGCUUUAGAAGAAAUUAACUCUGUUGUUGAAGGUAAAGUUUCAUCUCAAUUACAAAAAUUAUUAGAUGAUGCUAAAACUGAUAAAAAAUCAACUUUAGUUGUUUCUGAUACUAAAUUAGCUAAUUCAAUUAACAAAUUAGGCUUAAACUUCAAUGUUGUUUCAGAUGCUGUUACUUUAGAUUUAUAUAGAGCUGUUAGAGAACAUUUACCAGAUUUAUUACCAGGUUUAAAUGAUUCUGAUUUAUCCAAAAUGUCUUUAGGUUUAGCACAUUCAAUUGGUCGUCAUAAAUUAAAAUUUUCAGCUGAUAAAGUUGAUACUAUGAUUAUUCAAGCUAUUGCUCUUUUAGAUGAUUUAGAUAAAGAAUUAAAUACUUAUGCCAUGAGAUGUAAAGAAUGGUAUGGAUGGCAUUUCCCUGAAUUAGCAAAAAUCAUUACUGAUUCAGUUGCUUUUGCUAGAAUUAUUUUAACAAUGGGUGUUAGAUCAAAUGCUUCAGAAACUGAUUUAAGUGAAAUUUUACCAGAAGAAGCUGAAGAAAGAGUUAAAUCUGCUGCUGAAGUUUCAAUGGGUACUGAAAUUACUGAAAUUGAUUUAAUUAAUAUUAAAGCUUUAGCUGAACAAAUUGUUGAAUUUGCUCAAUAUAGAGAAAAAUUAUCUGCUUAUUUAUCAUCAAGAAUGAAAGCUAUUGCUCCAAAUUUAACUGCUUUAGUUGGUGAAUUAGUUGGUGCUAGAUUAAUUGCUCAUUCAGGUUCAUUAAUCUCAUUAGCAAAAGCUCCAGCUUCAACUAUUCAAAUCUUGGGUGCUGAAAAAGCUUUAUUUAGAGCUUUGAAAACUAAACAUGAUACACCAAAAUAUGGUUUAUUAUAUCAUGCUUCAUUAGUUGGUCAAGCUUCAGGUAGAAAUAAAGGUAAAAUUGCUAGAGUUUUAGCUGCUAAAGCUGCUGUUGCCUUAAGAUAUGAUGCUUUAUCUGAAGAAAGAGAUGAUUCUGGUGAAAUUGGUUAUGAUGUUAGAGCUAAAGUUGAAGGUCGUUUAUCUGCUUUAGAAGGUAGAGAUUUAAGAACUACAUCAAAAGUUGCUCGUGAUUCUAAAAAAGUUGAAAUUAGUGAAGCUCGUGCUUAUAAUGCUGAUGCUGAUGCUGUUGAAACUACUGAAUCUGCUGCUAAAGAUUCAGAUGAUGAAAGUGAUGAUGAAGAAGAAGAAUUAAAGAAGAAGGAAAAGAAAGAAAAAAAAGAAAAGAAGGAAAAGAAAGAUAAAAAACGUAAGAGAGAUGAAGAUUCAGAUGCUGAAUCAUCUCCAAAGAAGGAAAAGAAAUCUAAAAAGGAAAAAAAAGAUAAAAAAGAUAAAAAGGAAAAGAAAGAAAAAAAAUCCAAAAAAUAA